CCAGGGAGCCAGCAGUGUAUUGUGACUAUAAGCUGCGACAGUGGAUGGACUGGCAUACCUGAUGUUCGCUUUGAUGAGGCAGGAACUUUGGGAGAUGAUGGAGGAGGGGGUGAUGAUGAAGAUGGUAUAUCCUUCCUUCAGCUAUUUGCUGUAAGUAUUGUCUUAACUUGUAGGGUUGAGCAUAAGAUAUUAUUUAUAAAUAAUACAGAAAUUAGUUUUCCUUCAGAAUGAUCUGUAACAUAACUUAACAGCUUAAAAAAUACACUGUGAAUCAUGCGAAAAAACUCUGUCACUUGAAAAAGAUUCUGAGACGGAAUCGAAAGCUUGUGUAUGCUAAUAACUUUUCUAUGCUGGAGUUUGAAACCUCCAUUUGCUCUAAAUGUCAUUAUGACAGGUUUAAGCAACUCUUUCUGGGCUAUUGUAUUAAUGUAAAUUUUGUGGACUCAUUUUCUAGGAUUCAAAAGUAGCAUUAGAGAAGGAUGAUGACCGUCAGGUUCUCAAGUCAUUUCUGUACAAGUUUCACCUUAAGAAUGGUGAUCACUCCUUAGCAGAGUGGAGAGCUGUGUUACAGGGUGGCCAGCUUUAUGUAGAAGUGCCAGAAGGAGAACUUCCUGUGGGAAGUAAAGAAUGGUAAUUAUUGUGCCUCGUAAACAUAGUUCAAGUUCUGAAUCCGUCAAACAAUUACUGGUAAAAGGAGAAAGAGAUAGCUUGGUUUACUACAUGAUACGUGGGUACUCAUUUGCUCAAUGUAUAAGCUUUGCCCAUGCGUCUCUGAUCAUCACUAUUUUCUAUAAGGCCGACACCUAGAGUUGGUCCCUGUCUUAUUUUAAACAUUUUCAUUGCCUUUAUUUUAAGAAGACUCCUCCCUGGAAAGAGGGACAAUAUUUUAUUGGUGCCAUUCCCAACAGUGUCUGUCUGAGAGCUGAUUGUAUGUAUCCCUGAAGAGAGAGUGCAUACCUAAUCUGAAAUAUGCUUUGUGAAUUUCAACAACAACUUUUCUUGCGUAGUCUCAAAAUACACCAAAGAGCAAUACAGUUAAACUAUUAUGCAAAUUCACUGAGAUGAUAAUUAUCCCAGCGAACUUGCAUAAUAAAUUGAAAAUUUUGCAUAAUACAUGUUAUAAUACCCAUAAUUAUUAUGGGUAUUAUAACAUGUAUAAUCUGUACUUUACCUUGAAAAUAGCAUCAGAAUGACCUCAAAAAGUCCUGGCCCCGGUUGUUCAAAUGUUGGAUAGUGCUAUCCACUGGAUAAAUCACUAUCCAGCGGAUUAGUAUUGGGGAAACUUAUUGCACUAUCCACGGGAUAGUGAUUUAUCCAGUGGAUAGCGCUAUCCAGCCUUUGAACAACUGAGGCCUGGUAUAAUUAUCAUCUGUGUAUUUCUAACUUGUUAGUGAUUAGUCUUUAAAUGCAACAAAAUGCCGUAUUUGCACCAGAAAGUAUGGAAAUUUCAGUUGGAAAUGAUGUGGAAUGGAAUGUUAUUGUUAUAACUUGACUAAUUAUACACUUUCCUAGCUAGUCAUUUCCAAGGCUCCGUUGUAGAGUACAGGAUGCCAGCCAGUAUAUAAGGAGUCAUUCUCAUCUCCAGAGCUGUGAUCCUUUUAUCCAGUGCCACAGUUUGAGCUCUUGCUAGUUCCAAACCAGAAAGUCCACAAAAUUUUGACUUCUAGCUUUCUGCGCAACCUCAGAAAAAUUUUUAAACGAAAACGGUUUGAAACAGUUACAACAAUGGCAGUUAUUGUGCUUGUGUGUCCUCCUAGAACCAGUCAGAGCUCUCAAUCCAUGGUGCUGGUCAAAAGGAUUGUAGCUCUAGGGAUGAGAAUGAUGAAGUGUAUGAAGAGAUUUCCUAGUCGUCCAAGAGCAAACUGUAAGUCACCCGUGUUUCUCAAGCCAUGUCUUGGGUUCCCGGGUACCUAUCCAUAAAUAGAUUAACAGUUAAAAAUAUAUAUAUUUUUACUUCAGCUUUGUUUCACUGCUUGAGUAUGCGGAGGAAAAUCUCAGCUGUGAGCAUGUGUUUGUUGGCCUUCUCAAGGACAGAGCAGACAGAGGUAUGGUACCCUAUAUUAAAUGUUUUGUUACUUUAUUUUCUCUUUUCUUUACCAUAUAUAAUAAUAAACCUUAAUAAUAUGAGCUGUGCUUUGUUCUUAAGAUUUUUUUUCACAGCGCAGUUUCACUUUGAUUCUUUUUCUGCAUUUGUUUAGAAACCCUGAUGCGAACCUUUAUGUUCUUGGGCUUUGAGACAGUGAGACCAAAUCACAAGAUGUGCCCAGACAAUUCAGGUUACAUCUUCAUGGCUUACACUGUGGAACAGCAAUUAUGUGUCUAA
Messenger RNA from Porites lobata, 2323 nucleotides. Lineage: Eukaryota; Metazoa; Cnidaria; Anthozoa; Scleractinia; Poritidae. The record is from the annotation of a GenBank genome assembly.